AGGAGGCUGUUUGUCCAGUUUCGCUGGUUUGACUUUUACCAGUCAGCACAGAGCCGAGUUUGCGGUUCCCAUGCGGAGCUUUUGAAGCUCGUCGAUCCGCAGGGGGUGCUCCCAUGCCGGCCAAGAUGCGCGAGACUUUCCUCCCCCCUCCCCGGAGCGUGUGACUAAGGGGUUCCCACUGCAGAGAGUCACGGCGGGAUUUUUUCCCCUUGGUGUGUCGGUGGGCAAACAUCAAGGAAGCAAGCGGCAGGUGCACCCGGGAGAGGACGGGGCAAGUCAGGAGGAAGGGGCGGAGGAUGAGGGCGGCCCCCGCGGAGAGGAAAUCAACUGGUUGGCUUCUCACAUUAGCAUGCGUGUCGAGUCCCCUAGUCCUGCCUGAGCCGCCGAGUCUCCUUCUGCGCCUGCCGACCGAGUGACUCCUCGGCACGGGGAGAGGACGCGGAGCCGAAGGGACUCCCCGCCCCCCUACCCCGACCCACUACUGCCGUGGGACUCCGUCCUAUCACGGAAGGGAGAAUGAUGGGUUUUUUGCGCCGGACGUUCAGCCGCCGCUCGAGAAGCCGCCUCCAGGCGAGGGAUAGGGACGAGCGGGAUGGUACGGCCGGGGGAGGGUACCCCCUGCUCAUGGCCCACCAGCAGCAGGUCGUCCACGCGCCCGCUGUGGUCACCGGGGGAGUGGCUGUACACAUCCCGGCUGCUGGGAACGCGAGGACCGCCAUCACCUGCCGGGUUCUGCUGUUGGACGGCUCGGAUGUCAGCGUGGAUUUGCCCAGCAAAAGCAAAGGCCAGGACCUUUUUGACCAAAUCAUGUAUCACAUAGAUCUGGUGGAGGCGGAUUACUUUGGGCUGCAGUACAUGGACGCAGACCAAGUUUCACACUGGCUGGAUGUGUCCAAGCAAAUCAAGAAACAAAUCCGAGAUGGUCCGCCAUUUCGACUCUUCUUCCGAGUGAAGUUUUACUCCUCAGAGCCAAAUAACCUGCGUGAGGAAUUCACAAGGUAUCUGUUUGUACUGCAGCUUCGACAGGAUAUUUUGUCUGGCAAAUUGAAAAGUCCAUAUGAUGUCUCAGUAGAACUGGCCGCCUAUUGUUUGCAAAGUGAGCUGGGAGACUGCGAUCCCUUGGAUCACUCUCCCGUGCUGGUGUCGGAGUUCCGCUUCACUCCGAAGCAGAGCGAGGCCAUGGAGGCUGACAUCUUCACCAGGUGGCUGGAUCUCAGGGGCAAGAGUCCGUCACAAGCCGAAAUCUCCUUUCUCAACAAAUGCAAGUGGCUGGAGCUUUACGGUGUAGAUAUGCACUUUGUUAAGGGAAGAGACGGUUGUGACUACGCGCUGGGUCUCACUCCUACUGGCAUCCUGGUGUUUGAGGGUUCCCACAAAAUCGGGCUCUUCUUUUGGCCCAAAAUCACACGUCUGGACUUCAAAAAGAGUCGACUCACUCUGGUGGUCGUGGAAGAUGAUGAGCAGGGCCGCGAGCAGGAGCACACGUUUGUGUUCCAGCUGGCCAGCGCCAAGAGCUGCAAGCAUGUGUGGAAGUGCGCCGUGGAGAGCCACGCCUUUUUCCGGUUACGCCAGCCAACCACGGGCAAGCCAGGCCGCAGCGACUUCACGCGACUCGGCUCUCGCUUCAGAUUCAGCGGUAAAACGGAGUACCAGGCGACUCACGGAAGCCGGCUAAGGAGAGCCAGCACGUUUGAGAGACGGCCAAGCAAACGAUACCCCUCCCGCACACAGUCACUGGGCAAAGUUGCUGCCAUUUCUCCAGCCAAGCCGCCACACAUCAGCCCUGAUCCCAGCCUUCAUGCAUACCAACACAACAUCCCGGUGGCGGGUCACGAGGCAUGGCGCCUGGCCCACCCCGCAUACACGCCCUCCGUUUACCUGCAGCCCUCCGGACACACGGCGCCGCACAGCUUCCCUCUGAGCGGUCCCGCCUCCGACCAUCAGCUCAGUGUGGAAGAGAACGAGACGUCAUAUUCCGGAAAGGUCAAUCGCCGUCACCGCCGCCACACGCACAGCCAGGACACGCUCUGCCACACACACAACAAAAUCAAGUGUCGAGCAUCACCUUGUCUCGGAGGGGAAUUGGACAUGUCUCCUUCUUUCCGCAAGGCCGUGGAGUCAGACAGCGAGUGUCCUGCGUGGCCCUCGCUCUGCAUCAACAUAGACAACAAGGGAGAAGAGAAGCAGCUCUCGGAAAAGUCUCUCCACCCCUCUACCGCCUCCUCCCCGGCCCUGCUUCCAGACCACCUCAAGUGUAACAUUCUUAAGGCCCAGAUGGAGGCGGCUUUCAGGGAUGGUCCACUCAGUCCAAGAGCGAAGAACUCAGAUAUGCCGCUCACGGACAGGUACCAGAGCUCCUCUCAAGACUCAUCAGCGUCCAGUUUGCCUGCAGACAAAAUGUUGCAGAGACCGGAUGUCCGUUUUGCGUCCGAGAGUCUCCAUUCUAAGUCCGGCCUGAGCACCAACCGCAGGAAACGUCUCGUCAGACAGUUCAGCUUUAACCAUGAGGAUGAAGACAACCUUCCAGAAGCUCUUGCAGCCAUCUCCUGUGAGAGCACAGCCAAGUCGGGCUCCAGUAGUUCACUGGACAAACAGAUCCAGCCCUCCAUUUACCCACAGGUGGACAAUGUGCCAGCACUGGAAGUGGCUAGUUCAUGCUGUGUGUCCCCUUUGCCUUCUCCCCACCUCUCUCCUUCGUGCUACUGUAGUCCCCUCCCUCACUUGGUCCCUUAUCUCGCGGCCCAUCACGACAGUGGAGAGGACGUGAGGGCGGACAGAGAGAAGCUCCUGAGAGCCCUCUUGAUGACCGAGCUCUGAGAGCGCGCCACUUGACGCCCUGACAUGGAAGAGGAAGACUGAAAGGCGUCGGCUGCACUCCUCAUUUUUGUGUAUUUUAGUUCAUUUAAUUUUAUGUUAUAUUUGCUGAAGAAGGCUCACUUUCUACUCCAACAGACACAAUAGACGAUAUAUAAACUUUCAGAUGGAAUCCGAAGUGGCUUAAAGCAACAAAUGGGACUGGAACUGCCUGCAUUAGAACAACUGUACACAACAAAGGGUCUUUUAUCUUGACUUUUAUCGCAAAUUUUUCAACAACUUGAAUGUACUUCACUUAUUCUAAGGGAAUAACACCUCAGUUCUUUCUGAGGCAGGAGAUGGAAGUUUGAUCAAACAUACAUUAUGUAUUCAGUUCAACCUUUGUCUUCUGUGUAUGCUCUAUGGACAAAAAUAUUGGGACACCCGGUUAUUACAUCUCUAUCUCAGUUCUAGUUCAUCCCAAUAUCCAUCCAUCCAUUUUCCGAUCAGAUUUAUCCUCACAAGGGUCGCGGGGGGUGCUGGAGCCUAUCCCAGCUGUCUUCGGGCAGUAGGGGACACCCUG
Molecule: messenger RNA, 3376 nt
Organism: Hippocampus comes (tiger tail seahorse)
Lineage: Eukaryota; Metazoa; Chordata; Actinopteri; Syngnathiformes; Syngnathidae
Gene: epb41l4b
Product: erythrocyte membrane protein band 4.1 like 4B
Exons: 23
Coding region: 517-2817 (766 amino acids)
Biological process (GO): actomyosin structure organization
Cellular component (GO): cytoskeleton
Molecular function (GO): cytoskeletal protein binding
Source: RefSeq, a predicted model, not a curated record